Messenger RNA from Apaloderma vittatum (bar-tailed trogon), 934 nucleotides. It is a transcript of the gene PARK7, whose product is annotated as parkinson protein 7. Bases 69 to 638 code for a protein of 189 amino acids. The record is from RefSeq and is a predicted model, not a curated record. NCBI's taxonomy places the organism in Eukaryota, Metazoa, Chordata, Aves, Trogoniformes, Trogonidae. Gene Ontology annotation, biological process: protein deglycation, glyoxal removal; guanine deglycation, glyoxal removal. Gene Ontology annotation, molecular function: protein deglycase activity. The transcript is spliced from 6 exons. Gene Ontology annotation, cellular component: cytosol; nucleus.
AUGGUCUCUUUCUACCCCUCUCAGCCCUGCUUUCACAACCAUCUCACCUAAUAGCAGCCUCUCAAGAUAUGGCCUCAAAAAGAGCGUUGGUGAUUCUAGCAAAAGGGGCAGAGGAGAUGGAAACUGUAAUCCCCACUGAUGUUAUGAGAAGAGCUGGGAUCAAGGUGACUGUUGCAGGCCUAACAGGAAAAGAACCAGUGCAGUGCAGUCGAGAUGUUUUCAUUUGUCCUGAUGCCAGUCUUGAAGAUGCCAGAAAAGAGGGCCCUUACGAUGUCAUAGUCCUGCCUGGGGGUAACCUUGGAGCUCAAAACUUGUCAGAGUCUCCUGCUGUGAAAGACAUUUUGAAGGACCAGGAAAGCAGAAAAGGCCUGAUUGCUGCUAUAUGUGCAGGUCCUACUGCCCUUCUGGCACAUGGGAUAGGGUUUGGAAGCAAAGUCACAACACAUCCUUUGGCCAAAGACAAAAUGAUGAACGGAGCACGCUACUGUUACUCCGAGAGCCGCGUGGAGAAAGAUGGGAACAUCCUCACCAGCCGUGGCCCUGGUACCAGCUUUGAAUUUGGGUUGGCCAUUGUUGAAACACUGAUGGGAAAAGAAGUGGCUGAACAGGUGAAAGCACCCCUAAUACUGAAAGAGUGAAAUCCUAGUGUGGGACAGAGAGUAGGACAAUUUCAGAUGGAGUCUUGUCCUUUGUAGAAUAACUGUAAGACACACUGUUGUAAGUACAAUUUAAUUGCGGGUGAAAGUAGCAACUGUAUUUAUCUAAACUGGGAAACCUUAGCAAACCAAUGGUCUUUAUUUCUGGGAAAAGAACCUGUUAGCAAAAAACCCUGACCACAGAAAACCCAGCCAGAAUGUAAUAAUCUUAGCCCUUUGAUGACUUCUAAAAAUCACUUGGGAAAAUGCUUGCUGAAUUAAAAAAAUGAAGCAACCCU